CUGACCAGUAAUGGCAACUCCCAUGUAUGGGAGUGCAAAUGCUGCACGCGCCGAAGAAUUGGAUGUGGAAUUUCUCGGGAUAAUUUACGAAAUUAUUCGGAGUAUUGAUCGAGAUCCUAUUGACUCAGCACAGAAGGCCAGAGAUACACAAGAUACUACUCAUAAGAUCCUGGAACUGAACAACAAGUUGCAGCAGUGCAGAGAACAGAUUCAGAAGCUUCCAGGCAUUGAGUGUAGCAAGGAAGAACAACUUAAACGUCUUGAAGCCCUGAGGAAACAACUCAUUCUCAAGAAGGAACUUCUUCUGAAGUAUCGUAAUAUACGGAGAUUUAUGAUGCUGCGUUGGUUACUUCAUCGCAUCCUAAAUAACGAACAGCUCAUUGAGAAACUCUCCCAAUCAUAUCCUAUCCGGAGGGCUGCUCAGAUGACAGCAUACUUGUAUAAUCGAGCGAAGAUGGCCCAGGAUGAUAUUUCUGGAUCUGAUGCUGUGAAGAGACUAUCAGAACGCAAAAAUAGUUUCGUGCAA
Molecule: messenger RNA, 526 nt
Organism: Darwinula stevensoni
Lineage: Eukaryota; Metazoa; Arthropoda; Ostracoda; Podocopida; Darwinulidae
Source: the annotation of a GenBank genome assembly